Molecule: messenger RNA, 2389 nt
Organism: Scaptodrosophila lebanonensis
Lineage: Eukaryota; Metazoa; Arthropoda; Insecta; Diptera; Drosophilidae
Gene: alpha-Man-Ib
Product: endoplasmic reticulum mannosyl-oligosaccharide 1,2-alpha-mannosidase
Exons: 6
Coding region: 229-2256 (675 amino acids)
Biological process (GO): N-glycan processing; carbohydrate metabolic process
Cellular component (GO): endoplasmic reticulum; membrane
Molecular function (GO): calcium ion binding; mannosyl-oligosaccharide 1,2-alpha-mannosidase activity
Source: RefSeq, a predicted model, not a curated record
AUUUAUAAAUAUAUAUUUAGUUAAUAACCUCGGAGAAUGCCAUGUGAACACAUAAAGACAACUUUGCUCGGUUAGCUAAAAUAUUGUGCCGCUUAGUGGCAGUCGCGUUCCCCGGUCACCUUUCAGGGGCCAAAUCGAUUUUUAAUUUUCGUGUUCCAGUGCUUUACACAUUCGCUCCCGUACCUUGAACCAAAAAUUACCCGCGAAUUAAAAUCAAUUGCAUUAAUAAUGGAAAAGAGCGACCACAUAGCACUGACACUUUCCUCGGCCUCCAUAGCGAACAUAACAGGUGGUACUGGGAACGAUGAGAGCAAUCUUGCAGGCUCGGGUUUCACGCGCAAAAGUCUGCGGCGGUCAUGGAAUCAGCUACCCCGGUGUCAGCGGAAUCUCAUUUUGCUGGCCAUAACAGCAUUUUGCCUGACGAUUUUGCUCUACCUGCCUGGUGACCAAUUGAUAGCGGCCAGUGAAAAAGAUAUGCAAGAGAAGGCUGGUCUUCCCUUCCUGAAUCGGCACGAAAGCACACUACAGAGUCUUCAAUCUAACGGCGAUAACAAAGAAGUGUCAGCCAAUGAAAUUAAAGCGGAAUCACUUCUAAAUGAAAUCGACGCCAAAGAUAAGUUGGACGAUAAAGUCGAAAUGGAAAAUGUUGUCAAAAUGCCAGAGACGGCGCUAGCGGAUGUACACCAUGAUAAGGCCGUCAACCUGAUAGACAUUUUGUAUAAUGGGGAGGAGCCUAUUGGAUUGCCCGCUACUUCUCAGGUUCCGCUUUCGGAGCGUGCUCAGCUAGAGGAUGCCAUUAACAAUCCCUACAAUUUGGCGGGUGUUAGCAUCGAGGAACACCUAAAGAAUAUCGCACCACAUUUGGCCAAGAAGCAACAUUUUAGUGGCCCAACCAAUGAACGACAAUCGGCUGUGGUGGCCGCCUUUAAACAUUCCUGGGCAGGCUACAAAAAGUACGCCUGGGGACACGAUAAUCUUAAACCCAUAUCACAGACCUCACACGAGUGGUUUGGCCUGGGUCUGACAAUUGUGGACUCGCUUGACACAAUGUACAUAAUGGGUUUGGAGGAGGAGUUUAAUGAGGCACGUGAUUGGGUCAAUAAGUCUCUCACAUUCCGGGCUAAGCGAGAUGUUAAUCUAUUUGAAGUGACAAUACGGGUCCUGGGAGGUCUACUGUCUGCCUAUCAUUUAAGCGGCGACAAGAUGUUUCUGGGCAAAGCGGCCGAGCUUGGAAAUCGCUUACUGCCGAGCUUUUUAUCGCCAUCGGGCAUUCCCUAUUCCGAUGUAAAUCUGGGCGAUUUAUCGGCACACGCGCCAAAAUGGUCGCCAGAUAGUUCAACUAGUGAAGUAGCCACCAUUCAACUUGAGUUUCGUGAUCUCAGUCGCUCUACAAAUGUUCCUAUUUAUGAGACUAUGGUGUCUGAAGUAAGCAAAAAAUUGCAUGCGCUUGACAAAAAUCAUGGCCUGGUGCCAAUAUUCAUAAAUGCGAACACAGGCACAUUUACAUUAAGUAAUUAUGCAACAAUUUCGUUAGGCGCACGUGGCGAUUCGUACUACGAAUAUUUGCUUAAGCAAUGGAUCCAAACAGGGCGAAAAGACAACGACAACCUCAUCUUAGAUUAUAUGCAGGCCAUGGACGGAGUGCUGACAAAACUCAUGCGUCGUACUCCCAAAGAACAUUGGGUCUAUGUUGGCGAGCUGAUAAAUGGAAAAGAUUUUAAACCAAAAAUGGAUCAUCUUACCUGCUAUUUGCCGGGAACACUGCUGCUGGGCCAUCAAAAUGGCAUGCCCGAUUCGCAUUUGAUACUCGCCAAGGAUCUGCUGGAAACCUGCUAUCAGACUUACAUGAAACAACCCACUCAGCUGGCGCCAGAGAUUUCAUAUUUUGCGCUACCGAGUAAAGAUGAACCAGACAUUUAUGUGAAGCCCAAUGAUGCGCACAACCUACUUCGACCGGAAUUCAUUGAGAGUCUUUAUUAUUUCUAUGCAAUAACUGGCAAUCGCACAUACCAGGACAUGGGGUGGACCAUUUUCCAGGCGUUCGAAACACAUGCAAAAGUUUCUGCCGGUUAUACAUCCAUCGGAAAUGUGAAGAACACAUUAAAUACGCGAUUGCGCGAUUUAAUGGAAAGUUUCUGGCUAAGUGAGACCUUAAAGUAUUUCUAUUUGCUCUUCAGUGACAAUCGGAAGGAGAUCGACUUGGAGCAGUGGGUCUUCAAUUCGGAGGCUCAUCCACUGCCAGUGCGUGAGCACUAAUUGUAAAUACGUAAAUAUAAUUUUACGAUAUUAUUGCCUAAGCUUAGAGACUAGUUUAGGAAAAUGUGCAAAUGUGCUGUGCAUGUAAAAAACAACAACAAUUACAGAAAUCUCAAGAUUUGUUGGUAAUGUA